Molecule: messenger RNA, 1544 nt
Organism: Oncorhynchus gorbuscha (pink salmon)
Lineage: Eukaryota; Metazoa; Chordata; Actinopteri; Salmoniformes; Salmonidae
Gene: ecscr
Product: endothelial cell surface expressed chemotaxis and apoptosis regulator
Exons: 11
Coding region: 195-1145 (316 amino acids)
Source: RefSeq, a predicted model, not a curated record
CCCACGGUAGAGGGCAAGUAGCUACUAACCACCACUCUAUGCAACACGACGGCAACAUCUCGCUUCCAGGACCUUAACCAUACUCUCUCAUUAACACAGGCAAAUACACGCAGACACACACUCAGGCCACAGGUUUAGACAGCUGCCACACACGGACACACUCAGAGAGACUCCAUACUCUCUCUAGUACGUUCAUGACAGUGGGUUCUCUUGCCCUGAGUGACCCCACAAAUUUUACACAUUCAAUAAUACAUACACAGAGUGGGGAUUUGCAAAGCUCCAGACAGAAGAAACGCUGUGGACAUGGAUCUGCUUCUGUAUCCUGUCCUCUGCUGAGUGUGUUUCUCCUCAUUCCAGCAGUUUCAGCCCAAUCUGCCAUCAAUCUGACCAACCAGACAGAGGUUCCCAUGGUGACCUCACCCACAACACUGUCAUUCAACACUAUGCAUGUGGCUGGCAGCGCAACAACCCCAACUACAGCCCAGCCAAUGACUGAUGUGACAUCAUCCCCAGCACCCUCACCGUCAGGGAACAACACUCUUGUGACAACCCUCAGUGCCCUGCAGUCAAAUCAAUCAACAGCCUCACCUGGAAAUGCCAGCAGUGACAAUGAGGCACCCACAUCCUCACCUCGACUAUCGUAUCCUAACGUCAGAAGCUCUGCUCAGGCUAAAAUACCUAGUACCCCCUCACAAGACACUGCUGCUGGACCAGUCUUAGGAUCAACGGCUACUGCAACAGCAACCACUUCGACCUCUGUGACUUCUCCUGAGGGACCCAAAGGGACACACACAGACAUCCCUCCCACUCAGUCACAGGGCAAGAGCCUCACCAUGCUUGCCUUUGGUGUCAUGAGUUUAAUCCUCAUUCUCAUCAUUAUCAUGGUGGUUUUAGUAACAGUGGUCAACCUAAAAGACAAGUGCAGCAACUCCAAGGAGGAAGGUAAAAAGAGCAGUGAUUCUGUGGUGUCUGAAAGCAAUGUCACGUUUAGUGGAGAAAAAGAGAGCAUCACUUUGAUUUCCAUGAAGACCAUUAACACAGAAACUGACACAGACUCCCCCCAGGUCUCCUCCAUUCACAGUACAACACUGGACUAUGAGGAGCAGGAGCAAAACAGGGACCUACUGAACAACAAGCUGGUGUGAAAAUAAAGACCCUAGAUGUUCCGUUCCAAAACACAGAAAUCACCAAACUACUCAAACAAAAUAGUAGAGUGGUUGUUCUAUACACCUGAGAUCAAGUUACCGGGAGUCCACACAGCACCUGAAUUCAUAGCUGUGGAGAUAUUAUACAUUAAGCUACAACUAGGCCUACCGUUGUGUCUGAUGUGUCUACAUGUUGCCAUUCUAAUACAAAUAUCCCAUGUAUUUGUGUGAUGAUAUCAAAACUGCCUUUAUGGAGACAAUGUUGUGUGUUCUGUUUCAUAUAUAUAUAUAUAUAUUUUUUUUUCACCUUUAUUUAACCAGGUAGGCCAGUUGAGAGCAAGUUCUCAUUUACAACUGCAACCUGGCCAAAAACAACAGAGUUACACAUGGGAUAAACAA